UUUGACUUUGGUUUCUUCCUCAUCGCCGCGGAGGACACGGCUCCCUUUGGACUGCCGCCUGUAGUAUCGCAAUGUAGAGUGUGCGUUAGGCUCGUCCCAAUUUCACUUUGUCUUAGAGGGGUUGCUGGUUAUGAAAGCUCACUAGCGGCUUGUGAGAUAUCAGUGCCGCCGCAUUUUAUUUGAUUCCCGUAGGUAUGCUGUCUCUCCUGUUCAAGUCGGGCCGAGGCCUUCCGAGGGCCGUCCUCGGCUUCGGCCUGGUAGUAGCAGCUGCUGGGGUCGCAGAAAAUCACAGAGACGAAGAGAGGAAAAGGAAAGGCCGCGGGGCCUACAGCACUGCCAUCGAACGGAGUCGUGAAUUGCUGAGGCGAACGAAGGAUGAGGUGGGAACUCCAGGAGUAGUGGUUGGCGUUUCCGUUGAUGGACAAGCAGUUUGGACAGAAGGGCUUGGGUUUGCAGAUGUGGAGAACAGAGUGCAAUGUACAGCGGAGACUGUCAUGCGCGUGGCCAGUAUCAGCAAAUCCUUCACCAUGGCUGCUAUCGCCAAGCUCUGGGAGGAAGGCCGGCUGGAUCUCGAUGCUCCGGUGCAGAAGUAUGUGCCAGAGUUCCCAGAAAAGGAGUUUGAAGGAGAAAAGGUGGUAAUAACAACCAGGUUAUUAGUGUCGCAUUUGAGUGGAAUCAGGCAUUAUGAAAAAGACGUACAGAAAAUCAGAAAGGAGUUAGAGAAGGCACAGCCUGGGAGAUCCGGACCACCUCCAGGGGCUACCACAGAGAAGCCAGUCCUGGGAACAGACGGCAAGAAUGACACCAAAGAACUAAGUGUGGCAGCAAAUCGGAAAAGCCGGGGGCUCGAACCAGAGGAGUUUUAUAUCAAAGAGAAGUUUGACAGCGUAAUAGAUGCUCUGGAGCUGUUUAAAAAUGACGCAUUGGCUUUUAAACCAGGAACCCAUUUCCUUUACUCCACUCAUGCCUGGACCUUGCUGAGUGCCGUUGUGGAGCGAGCCUCGGGGCAGAAGUUUCUGGAUUUUAUGCUGCAGAUGUUCAAGGACCUAGGAAUGAAAAAUACUUUGCCUGAGGAACACGAGCCCAUCAUAUACAACAGAGCAAGGUUUUAUAACUUCAACGAGAAGAAGCGUCUUGUAAAUACACCCUAUGUGGACAAUUCGUGCAAAUGGGCCGGCGGUGGGUUCCUCUCCACAGUUAAUGACCUCCUGACCUUCGGAAAUGUUCUCUUGUACAGUUAUCAAGCUAAGGCAGCUGACCGGAUCCUGCCUGGAUACCUCAAACCCGACACUGUGUCUAUGAUGUGGACACAAGUGCCCAAUACCAAAAUGUCCUGGGACAGAGAUGGCAAAUAUGCCAUGGGCUGGGGGACAGUGGAGAAGAAAAUGGAUUUUGGUCACUGUAGGCACCAAAGGCAUUAUGUGUCCCACACAGGAGGAGCCGUGGGGGCCAGCAGUGUCUUACUUAUCCUUCCUGCAGUGGAGGAUCACAGUCCUUCAAACACUAACAUGGUAGUUCCACCAAAAGGGGUUGUGGUAACUAUAAUAGCCAACAUGCAGGCUACUGGACUCAAUAGUACUGCUCUCAAGAUAGCAUUAGAGUUUGAGAAGGAAAAAUCUUCAAACCAAUAAUCAAGAUCUCUGGGGCAAAACCAGCAUUGGUGAACUCACCGGCAGGGAAUUGUGUAUACAAUGGGUCGUAUUUUAAUUUUUUUAAAAUAUGUAUUUUAAUUUCUUAGUGUUUAAAUGAAGUUUGUUGAUAAAAUCAGAAGCCUUUGAAAGCGUCUGUUGUCUAUGCACCAACAAAGAGUGACUAACCGGUUUGGGUCUGAACUCUCAUGACCCUUUGAAUUCCUCUUGUUUAAUAUAUCCUUACUCAAAGAAGUAACUCUAUUGUUAAUAAAACCUUAAUGUGGAAAUCUUUGAUACACUUAUCAUAUAUUUGUAAUAUCUACAAUAAACAUCUCUUCCAUUUUUCACUGGAGAGUAAGCGUGAAUGUACACAUGCAGCAGCUUCCAAUAUGUCUUGAUGAGGAUAUGCAGGCCACAAGAUGACUUGACAUCUGCCUAAAGAUUUUGUCCCAAUGUGACCAAACUGUUACUGGGAAGUGAACCCAUUCAUUUUGCGUCUUGUGCCAAGAAUAUUUUUUACAUAUUACCAUAUUUGCUAAUUUAUAUGAUGACCCCCCCCCCCAAAAUUUGAAUAUUAAUUUAGGAAACAAAGCCUGAUUAUAAAACAUUACCUUAUAGGAACGUUUUACUAGUAAAUAUUCACAUGUGAACUAUUUUUUAAUAUU
Spea bombifrons (plains spadefoot toad) is the source of this 2296-nucleotide messenger RNA. RefSeq names its product lactamase beta (gene LACTB). The coding region runs from base 195 to 1631 and encodes 478 amino acids. The record is from RefSeq and is a predicted model, not a curated record. Lineage: Eukaryota; Metazoa; Chordata; Amphibia; Anura; Pelobatidae. The transcript has 6 exons.